AUGAUUGACUCUUCACAGGACGUUGAGUCAACAGCCCGUGAUUGGGUUUGGGUUCCUGAUAAAAACACAGUCUUUAGGAAGGGUUUCAUAAUUGAGAAUCUUGAAGACAACAAAGUUAAAAUUGAGUUUGAAGAUACAAAGCAAGAUGUUUUUGAUGCUUCAAAGGUUGAAAAGGUGAAUCCAGCUAAGUUUGAUAAAGCUGAUGAUAUGGCAGAAUUGACCUUUUUGAAUGAGCCUUCGGUCUUGAACAAUUUGGAAAGAAGAUACAAUGAUGAUUUGAUUUAUACAUAUUCUGGCCUUUUCUUAGUGGCUGUCAAUCCUUAUUCAAAACUUCCAAUUUAUGAUGAUGAACAAGUCAGAAUGUAUAACAAUAUUCCAAAAGACCAAACAAAACCACAUAUAUUUGCUGAGACAGAAGAAACAUACCAAAAUAUGCUUAAAAACAAAAGAGAUCAAUCUAUUUUAGUUACUGGUGAAUCAGGUGCAGGUAAAACAGAAAAUACUAAAAAGAUUAUUCAAUAUUUAGCUGCAAUUACAACAGACCCUAACCAAGAAACUGCAAGUUUUGAAAAGCAAAUUAUACAAGCAAAUCCAAUAUUAGAAUCUUUCGGUAAUGCACAAACUGUUAGAAACCAUAAUUCUUCAAGAUUUGGUAAAUUCAUAAAGAUUGAAUUUGAUAGCAAAGGUAAGAUUGGUGGAGCUCAUAUUGAUUGGUAUCUUCUAGAAAAAUCAAGAGUUGUAAAACAAUCCAAACAAGAAAGAAAUUAUCACAUCUUUUAUCAAUUGCUAGCUGGUCUAUCAGAAAAAGAAUUGUCCUUACUUGGAUUGAAGAAAUCACCUAUGCAUUAUGAAUACUUGAAAGCUGGAAAUGAUACUAUACCUGGAGUGGAUGAUAAAAAGGAAUUCAAAGAUUUGAAAAAUGCUCUAGAUAUCAUGGGUGUCCCGAAGGCGAAAUAUUAUGAAAUUUUUAAACUUAUAGCUAUUAUUUUGCAUAUUGGUAAUAUUGAAUUUACUUCAAUGAAAGCAGAACAAGCAAAUUUCAAAUCAUCUGUUGAUACUUUAUGUGAAUUACUAGGAGUUUCCAAAACACAAUUCAAUGAUGCAAUCUUAAGACCAAAAGUCAAAGCUGGUAAAGAAUUUGUUAAACAAUCAAGAAAUGCAUCCCAAGCCAAAUUUUCUCUUGAUGCUCUAUCUAAAUCGUUAUAUGAAAAAGUUUUUAAAUUUCUUGUUGAUGCAAUUAAUGAAAACCUUGAUCAUGAUUCUACAUGCCAAAAUUUUAUUGGUGUUUUAGAUAUUGCUGGCUUUGAAAUUUUCAAAGAAAAUUCUUUUGAACAAUUGUGUAUUAAUUAUACCAAUGAAAAACUCCAACAAUUUUUCAAUCAUCACAUGUUUGUUUUGGAGCAAAACGAAUAUAUAAAGGAAAAUAUAGAUUGGGAUUUCAUAGAUUUUGGACAAGACUUGCAACAAACAAUUGAUUUGAUUGAAAAGCAAAAACCAGUUGGUAUCUUUUCAGUACUGGAUGAAGAGUGUAUUGUUCCAAGAUCAACUGAUAAAUCAUUCUUUGAAAAGUUAAACUCUUUCUGCAAUGGUAAAUCUGAAAAAUACAAACCAUCUAGAUUUGCAAGCAAAUUCUCAUUAAAACAUUAUGCUGGUGAUGUUGAAUAUUCAGUUGAAGGAUGGAUCGAAAAGAAUCGUGAUCCUUUAAAUGACAACAUUGUUGAUGUCUUAGCAAACUCAGAAAACUCGUUUAUUGCUGGUUUAUACGAGAAUGACCAGGUUCAAAAAUCAUCAUCUUUUAGAACAGUUGCACAAAAGCAUAAGGAACAACUUGGUGGUCUUUUAACUCAACUUUCAGAUACACAUCCUCAUUUCGUUAGAUGUAUUUUACCUAAUAAUAAGAAAAAGCCACAAACAUUUGAUAAGAGUCUAGUGCUGGAACAAUUAAAAUGUAAUGGUGUUCUGGAAGGUAUAAGAAUUGUUAGAUCAGGUUUCCCUAACCGUGUUGCGUUUGAUAGCUUCUUCUCAAGAUAUAAGAUUUUGGCUGAUCAUGCUGUAUUUUCAGAAACAUUAAAGACCAAUUGUACUACAGUCUUAUCUUCAAUAAAAUUAGAUUCAGAAUUAUAUAAAGUUGGUUCAACUAAAGUUUUUUUCAAAGCUGGUGUUCUUGCAGACCUUGAAGUUCAAAGAGACAAUAAAAUUAGAUCUAUUGUUACUGAGCUGAAAGCUAUUGCUCGAGGUAAACUAAGAAGAAAGUCAAUCAAUACCCAACUACAAAAGAUUCAAGCAUCUCAAGUAUUGAUGAAGGCUUUCAAUGCUUAUAAUAAACUAGAUAAAAAUGCUUGGUUCAAAUUAUAUGCUGAUGUGAAGCCAUUCAUUUCCACUACAGGUCAAGCUGUCAAGACAAAGCAAAUACAAGAUCAUAUUAAGAACUUGGAAAGUAAACUUGAGUCGCUCGAGAAGGAAAAGAGUGAAAUAAACACUAAAAGUCUGACGACUGAAGAAGAACUCACUAAACUGGAAUGUAUAGUUGAAACUGAACGUGCCAUCUUAAAAGAAAAAGAAUCAAUACUAGAGGAAACCAAGCAAAGAGAAAAAGAACUUGAGGGUAAGCUUGAGUCCACCAUGACCAACAUGAAAGACUUAGAAGAUCAACGUGAUGCAUUCAAGAAGUCUAAACAAGACCUAGAUGAAAAAUUAAAGUCAUUUGAAGAAAACAUCAAGAAUGGUAAACAACUAGUCAAGACAUUAGAAAAGGAGAAAGAAAUGCUCAAUUCAAAGAUUGAUAAACUUGAGAAUUCUUUGAAGGAAGCUCAAAAUUCCCAAAAGUCAUACGCAGAAAGUACCGAAAAAAUUGGUGAAGAACUUAAAAUGUUGAAAGCAUUACUCAAGUCCAAAGAGAAGCUGAUUUCCGAAUUAGAGGCAAAAAUUGAGAACUCAGAUUAUGAACUUCAAGGGAAAGUUAGUGAAAUUACAUCAAGCUACAAUAAUGCAAACAAGAGAAUCAAAGAGUUAGUUGAAGAAAACAAAAAUUUACACUCUAAAUUAAAAACUUUGCAAGAUUCAUCUUCCCAAUAUGAAAUAGUUAUGAAUAAGAAAGAAUCAGAUCUAGAACAUAUAAAGGCUCAACUAAAACAACAAGCUGAAACUAUAAAGUCCAUUGAGGCUGAAAGAGAUAUGUUAAAGAGAGAACAAGGUGAUGUUGCUUCAGAGCUUGCUAAAGUGAAGAGUGAAAUGGUUGAUUUGAGAUCCAAACAUAAACAGCUAGAGCAUGAGGCAAAUGAAGCUCGUGAGUUAUUACAAAGAAAAAUCAGUGAUGAAGUCACAUUCAAUAGAGGGAAACAAAAGUAUGAUUCUGAUAUCUCUGAGUUGAAACUACACGUGUCCAAGUUAAAUGAACAAUUAUCUGAAGAGCGUUCAAAAUCUUACAAACUGUCAUCUGAAGUAAGAUCUUUAAAGAUUGAAAAUGAUGACUUGCAAAAAGAUAGAAAAGCCACUGACGUUCGUGUUGCUCAAGGUGCUCUACAAGCUUUUAGAAGCAAAUCAUUGAACUCACAUGUUGAUAAUAAUGUUGAUAGGUUACAUGAUGAAAAAGAAAAAUUAACAAGAGAAUAUGCUAACUUGAAGCUACAACUGAAUGAGCAAAGUGCAAUGCUGAAGAAGGAAACUAUAGAGAAGACCAAGAUGAAAGCCGACCUAAAAAUGCUCCAUUCAAGAUUGGCAUCUGAAGCUUUCGAUAAACAACAACUUAAAAUUCAGCUAAACAAAAUCAAAGAAGGUCUUGGUCUAUCACCACUAUCAUUUGAUGAAGGUUAUGAUCGUUUAUCUCGUGAAAAUGAAAAUCUGUCUAGACAAAUCAGCAACUUGAGAACAGAUUUGGAUCUAGAAAGAAAGGCAUCAGAAAGGGCAAACAAGAACCCGAGAAGAGCAUUAGCUGAUAGAAACUCCAUGGAUUCUCCAUUUACGUUGAAACAUGAAUUUAAUUCUUACAAAGCCAAGUAUGAAGCAAGUGAAGCAAGAAUCAGAUUGUUGGAAAGAAAAUUAGCUGAAGAUUCUGAUUCCUUUAGAGGAGGUUCAGUUCUGAAUAAUAGAGGUUUGAAGGAAGCAAAGUCUGAUGACCAAUUAUCCCAAGCAUAUCAAGACACAUGUAAAAGUUUGAGUUUAACAAAGGAAGAACUGGCUAAAUCCAAAUACCAAAUUUCCCAACUCCAGAAAGAUCUCUCAGAAGCCACUGUGGUUAUUGAAAAGUACAAAGCCAGUGAAAUUGAGUCUUUAUCCAACCAACUAGCUAGAGAGGAGCUCACAAAAGUUCAAUUACAACUAGAGGCACUGCUAAAGAAAAAUUCAGACUUAUCGAAUAAUGUUAAAUUAUACAAGGUUAGAGCCGAAGACUAUUAUGCUAAAUUAGAAAGUGCAGAAGCUGCUGUUAGAACCGCUAAACACAGCGAGAAGUUUACCAAAGAACAACUCCAAGAGGCCAUUGAUUCUGUUGAGAAGCUAAAGAACGAGAACAGAAAGAGUGAAGUUGCAAUUGUGAAACUUAAUCAAAACAUUAGCCAAUUGAGAGAAGCAAUUGAAGAAAGACAAUCCGAGUUUUCCAAACUACAAUCAUCUAAUAUAAUGUUGCAGGAAGAGGUUGGUCAUUAUCAUGAGCGUUUAAUGAAGAGCUCUAGAACAGAUAAAUAUGAUGCAGAAAUUCAAAAAUUGAAUGACGAGCUUGUACGCUCUAUGAGAAAUGAAACUGAACUCCGUAAAGACAUUGGAUCACUUGAACUUGAACUUGAAAAUCUUCAAUCACAAAAAGCUCAAGAGGUUAGAGAGCUCACUAAGGAAAAAUCAUAUUAUUUACGUUUGGUGAAAGAUUUGGAAGAUAAGAAUGAAGAAUCGAGUGUUGCUCAAAAAGAUCUUGAAGUAAAAUUACGCUCUUUGAUGAAUCAAAUAAGCACAAUGAAUGAUUCCGUGGACAAAUUGAUUAGAGAAAGAGAUAAUCUUGAAUCAGAUAAAAAGAGUUUGGAAUUACAAAUAAGGGAUUUGUCUGGUGAAUAUAAAAACUUUUCCAAUGAAAGAGAGUUAGCUCAGGAAAAAUACUAUGGUUUAGAACAAAGCAUUGAAAAAUAUUUGAGUGAGAUUGAUGAUUUAAAGAAAGAAAAGAAGAAAUCUAAUUCCUUACAAGAAGACUUAAGGGCAUAUAUAGAAGAGGAAAAACAAAGAAAUGUUAUAAUUUCUGAAGAAAAUAAUGCUCUUGGAAAAUACAAUAAUCAACUAAAGGAUAAAAUUUUAGAAUUAGAAACCAAAUUCAAUGAGAUUGAUGAUUCAAUAUGGCUAGAAAGAAUUGAAAAAUUAGAACAGAGAUUACAAAUUGAAAGUAAUGAAAAGCAUGAAUCAAUAAAAUCCAAUAGAAACAUGGAAAGAACAGUUGAUGAACUAAAAGAUCAAGUUGAUAGACAAGCCAAACAAAUGGCUUCAUUUGAAGAUGCUAAAGAGAAAUAUGAGAUGAAGAUUUCUGAUUUAUUGAAUACCAUCAACAAAUGGCAAAUAGAAGACUCGUCAACUAAGUUAAGCUUGAAGAGAUCUGAAAGAGAAAUCAAACAUCUACAAGAAAGCAAUCUUGAAUUAGAAAGAGAAAUAGAGGAGUGGAAGGACAGAUUUGAUAAGGUUACCACAAAGAGAAAGAGUUUAGUUAGUAGUGACGUUUUUAUUUAA
This is a messenger RNA of Hansenula ciferrii, 5700 nucleotides long. RefSeq names its product myosin 1 (gene MYO1). NCBI's taxonomy places the organism in Eukaryota, Fungi, Ascomycota, Saccharomycetes, Phaffomycetales, Wickerhamomycetaceae. The transcript is spliced from 2 exons. The coding region runs from base 1 to 5700 and encodes 1899 amino acids. The record is from RefSeq and is a predicted model, not a curated record. Gene Ontology annotation, biological process: actin filament organization; vesicle transport along actin filament. Gene Ontology annotation, molecular function: microfilament motor activity; ATP binding; actin filament binding. Gene Ontology annotation, cellular component: myosin complex; cytoplasm; actin cytoskeleton.